UCUUGAUGCGUUAUUGGAAACAUCGCAUGCGUGACAUGCAGCAAUUGACAGUUUGAUCAUCCCUAGUGAAAAUGUAAAAAGUGUAAAAAGCUCAUUGGCAUCCUGAAAAUAAACAUCCAGUUCCACAGAGUUUGUUUGUAUCUCGUUCGGUACGAUAUAUCGGCGUUUUCUGCUUCAAAUGAUGAACGAUCACUCCAAACAUGGUGCCGAAGCAAAACCAGAGAAGCUCGAGCGUCCCGGUACCUGUGGAGGUGGUGGUGGAUCCCAGGAGGCGACUCGGCAGGAUAGCAUCGAACGAAUACUGCAACGCAAACAGAGAGUUUAUCAGCUUCCUCGAAAGCAAAAACUUACAAAGUUGUCCAUGUAUUCGGCGUGCCAGGGACCGGAUUGUCGUUGUACCGGGUGGAAGACUCCCGAGGAAAACCGCCAUAAAGAUGUCGAAGUGGAUUACUGCCCAAAUUUCAAGGAGGAAUGUCGAAACCCGAACUGCAAACAUAGUUUGGAGAUGCACAUAUCUCAUCUGGGUGAUAUAAGCGAUGAUCAAAUUAAUGAACUGCUGGGAGCGAUCGUGGAUGUCGAGAAUCUGUACAUGAGUAUGCUGAGGGAGACUGAUACUGACACCAAGAAAGUUUAUGCCUAUCUGUUUCGGCUGUUGAGGCAGUGUAUUCUCACUAGGGCGCAAGCUGUAAUCCGUGGACCUUUGGGAGAUCCGCCAUUCGAACAUCCUUCUAUUUCCAAAGCUGUAACUAACUUUGUUUUGCACAAAUACAGCCAUUUGUGUCCCGUAGAUUUAGAAACUAUGACGGAGGUUGCGAAAACGUUUCUUCAUUGCCUCAACCAUUGGAAUUUCGAAGCACCAAGCGCUCGUAAAGAUCUGAGCCACGAAGAUGCUUCAAACUACAAAAUAAAUUAUACUCGCUGGCUAGUCUUCUGUCACGUUCCGGCAUUUUGCAGCUCUUUGCGCCACUUUGAAACGUCCAUAGUAUUUGGUCGUACCUUACUUAAGGCUGUCUAUCAGUAUGUGUACCAGCAAUUACUUACCAAGUGUAAGACUGAGAAAGAUCGCAUGCCACCGGAAAAACGGAGCAUGUUGGCUCAACUGCCAAAAUUCCUAGAAGCACUGAAACACGAAGUGAUUAAUGAAGAUUCGCUGAUAUGGGACUCAAAUUUUAAGCCGACCUCAUCGUUAAUGCUGCAGAAAAGCAAACGUCAAUAUGAGUCCGCAACAUCUUCCAACGGCAAGAAGACGGCAGAGUCGUCCAAGAGGUACAAGAAAGAUUCUGAUUGUGAGGAUCUGUCCGAUGAGGUUGUUGUGCGAGCGUUGAAAAGAAUUAAUGAUUCCAACUAUACUAGUCGCGCUGAAGUAGUUUUCCCACCGAAUGCUCCCAGAGAUGAAGCUGCAAAGGCGGAAGAGAAUCGACGCGAGAUUCAGUUCCAUGUGGUAGGGAACUCACUAACGAAACCCGUCACCAAGGAAUCAAUGCUUUGGCUGUUAGGACUCCACAGCGUUUUCGCUCACCAGCUACCGGGAAUGCCACGGGAAUACAUUAGUCAACUAGUUUUUGAUCCUAAACACAAAACACUUGCUCUGAUAAAAGAUGGAAGGCCAAUUGGAGGAAUAUGUUUUCGCACCUUCGCUUCGCAGGGCUUCACUGAGAUUGUAUUCUGUGCCGUUACCAGUAGCGAACAGGUGAAGGGAUAUGGAACGCAUUUGAUGAACCAUUUAAAAGAUUAUAGCACCGAAAGGGGUAUCAAACACUUCCUCACAUAUGCGGAUGAGUUCGCUAUUGGAUAUUUCAAGAAACAAGGAUUUUCAAAGGACAUCAAGGUCGCGCGCCAUGUUUACGCAGGAUACAUAAAAGAAUAUGAAGGUGCAACACUUAUGCAUUGUGAGCUUCAUCCAAGCCUCAUUUAUACCCAGUUCAGCUCUGUCAUACGAAAGCAAAAAGAAAUAGUGAAGGAGUUGAUUGCCCAGCGCCAGCAGGAAGUCCAAAAGGUGCAUCUUGGAUUGACAUGCUUCAGAGAAGGUUUGCGGAGCAUUCCCAUCGAAUCAAUUCCGGGUUUACGAGAAGUUGGUUGGAGACCACAGUUUCGCGCUCAACGUGCUUCUCGGCCGUUAGAGGAGCCCGUAGAUCCUGACAAGUUAGCAAACGCACUCACUGGUGUGCUACAAUCGGUUCGACAACAUACCGCCGCCUGGCCGUUCCUGAAACCGGUGAAUCCGGCUGAGGUUCCCGAUUAUUACGAUCAUAUCAAAUACCCGAUGGAUUUAAAAACGAUGGGGGAAAGAUUGAAGAAUAGAUAUUACGUAGCACGAAGACUGUUCAUGGCGGACAUGGCGCGUAUUUUCACCAACUGUCGAUUGUAUAACUCACCAGAAACUGAAUAUUAUCGGUGUGCGAACACGCUCGAUCGUUACUACCAGACCAAGAUGAAGGAGAUUGGUCUUUGGGACAAAUGAUGUUCACCCAUCAAGAGCGAACUGAGAAGAGAUUCUGGUUUGGAGUACGACGAAAAAAAAAGCACCGAAGUGGAUGAUAAGUUGAUGGAUGAUGCCUAUCACAAAGCAGAGUUUGGCAUGAAGAGCAAAGUCGUUUCCGCCACAGUAAGGGAUGUAACUCCAACAACGGAAUUAGGGAAUAAGCUAACCGUGUCGGAUAAAUGUCAGUAAAAUGAAAAUUUGUAAAUAUAUGUAAAAUUUAAUUGGAAGGAAUAAAGUUCUCAUGAUAAA
Toxorhynchites rutilus septentrionalis is the source of this 2731-nucleotide messenger RNA. RefSeq names its product histone acetyltransferase KAT2A (gene Gcn5). The transcript is spliced from 7 exons. Bases 179 to 2461 code for a protein of 760 amino acids. The record is from RefSeq and is a predicted model, not a curated record. Gene Ontology annotation, biological process: positive regulation of transcription by RNA polymerase II; chromatin remodeling. Gene Ontology annotation, cellular component: histone acetyltransferase complex; nucleus. Gene Ontology annotation, molecular function: protein binding; histone H3 acetyltransferase activity. Lineage: Eukaryota; Metazoa; Arthropoda; Insecta; Diptera; Culicidae.